Molecule: messenger RNA, 1750 nt
Organism: Penicillium brasilianum
Lineage: Eukaryota; Fungi; Ascomycota; Eurotiomycetes; Eurotiales; Aspergillaceae
Source: the annotation of a GenBank genome assembly
CGCAAACCCAGCCCAUACGGUUCUCUAUUUCAAGCGAAAGAAUUCUGGCAAAUGCAUUCCCAGUCCUCCGUAGGUCAAAUUACUAGAAAUGGCUCCGAUAUGCGCUCCCAGACCGCCUACCCGGUGUUGUCCGUAGUGUCGCCGCUUCUACUAUCCUAUAAUAACGUCGUCUUGCUUCAUCGAGAACACCACAAAUCACCAAGCAUUAAGCAAUUGCGGCUACUACAGUCAAAAAUGCAAUCUUCAACAACAACAAGACAAGCGCCUGGCCAGUCUUCCCAGUCUAGAAAGCGGCGCCAACUUCAGCCUGUGGUCGAUCCCUCCAAGGUCGAGCCACUCACCCACUUUUCCGAUCUGCUCGCCCAUGCACGCAGUGAUGAUCCUGAUCUUCGAGCCGAUGCAAUCAAGCAGCUUGCGGUACUAUCGCCAUUGAUGCAACAGCUCGGCUAUUCAAGGAAUGAUUACGCCGUCCACCACACUGCGAAGGGGUUUAAGACUUUAAACGAGGCUUGUGAGGUCUUCGGCAUCAAAUACCAACGGCAACAAGCCUGGAAUAGGCCAGAUAUCAGUCAAAUCCCGCAAACUACCCUCUCUCCUGCGAUUGACACAGUUAUCGAGCGACUCCAAUCAUCAGAAGAUCACAAAAUCGAUAAUUCUGAAGCCUCGGUGCGGGUGAUAGUCGAGCUACUCAUCCUCGAUCGGCUUGAACACCUUUCCGAUGAUGGUUCGCUACAUCGUCUACAGCUAUAUCCAGAGGUAGACGUGAAGCUCCUGUUCGGCAAUAAUCUUGUUACUGGCCGUGCUGAUUGGCUACUUUGCCACGAGGAUCCUCAAGAUAGCAUCGAAUCGACAUUGAUUGCUAUAGAGGCUAAGCGGGCUUGCGAGUUUUCUAGCGCUGACCGUCAAUUGGCUGUUUAUCUCGCAGCUAUACAGAAGCGUAGGGCUGAAGCUAAUUUACUCCCUGCUAUUGCUUUCGGCAUCGCAACGGAUAGUACUUCUUUUUAAUUCUGGUUUUUAAACUCAGAAAGUCAGCUUCACUCAUCUCGAGUAUUUGACUGGCGUCUAGAGAAGGCUACUAUCAUCGUAUGGAUCGAUAAAAUGCUGGCCGAAGCAAUUGCGGCCUCCCCGUUGACAACACCAAUUCUACAUAGAAACAAGUCACUGCGCAACUGGGAGAAAACCUUCCGACGGGAUCAGCAGCUGAGUUCGCAAGCAGAUGAUUCGCCUUUAAUUGGGGGGCUGCCGUUGGAGAUCGCUGAUCCGAACUCACACCAGCUUGUUGGGGUCAAGUACUAUGCAGGACGACAUGUCAUGGUUGUUGAAUGUGCCGAUGAAGAGGAGGAGCCGAGCGCACGAAAUUGACGAGGAUGAAGAGGGUUUUGCUGUUGAGGAUUACGCUGUUGACGAUAUCGCUUAGAAGCAUACAUGAUUACUACUUGUCGGAGAGCGUAUAUUACCCGUUCUAGAGCCUCAGUCCAUAUUUUAUCUCCUGGUUAUUAUAAUUGAUGAUAACCUGCGUAGCCCGAACAGACGGAGAACCGCCCCGCAUCGACCCGCUUGAGUUGCGCGGUGCUAGGCUGCCUGUCGACAUGCCCACUUCGGCCAGUAGGAUGGAUGACUUUACCUUCGUGCCCGUUAACAUCACUCCACCUAGGAUCUUAUCUGUACUCUGUUGAGGUCGUAAUCAGAUAUUGUAGAAAUAUUUCGAGUCUGCAGAGGGAUACGAUAUGACGAUGCUGAUAAUAUGACC